Molecule: messenger RNA, 1317 nt
Organism: Aureobasidium subglaciale EXF-2481
Lineage: Eukaryota; Fungi; Ascomycota; Dothideomycetes; Dothideales; Saccotheciaceae
Exons: 1
Coding region: 1-1317 (438 amino acids)
Source: RefSeq, a predicted model, not a curated record
AUGAGGAUGAAGGUCAAUCUGACCGUUGCUCUCCUCGUAGGAUUGGCAACCGCAGACGAUCAGCCGGCCGGUCUGCUCAAUGCUCUGGAAGCUAUAGUCACAGCAGAGACAAGUCAGGUCCAGAACGGAAUCCAAUCGCUUCUAUCACAGGCCGACUCCUUGAUCAAGAACGUCUAUCCAUCAACAACAGUUACCGAUGUUGCCUCAAUGACAUGGCCGACGACCGUGGUCAUUGGCUCUCAGACCUACACUAUUCCAGCUACUGAGUCCUCGCUCUCAACCACGACCACGACCUCAGCCUCGAUAUCAGAUACGAGUCCCUCUUCGGCCAUCGCUUCGACGACCGAGAACGCCAGACCAGUCUUGACAUCUGCAGCAUCAGACACCCUGUCUAGCACAAUCCCAAGUGCAACUUCCACAUCAUCAAGUCACGAACCGCAGAUGCGGGACCCCUGGGACAGACGACUGGGCAUCAUUCUUGGUGUGGUAUUGGGGUCAAUUGCGCUCGCUUUGGGUGUGUUCCUUAUCUGGUUCUUACACCGCCGUCGUAAGAACACGGGAAGUUACUUCAAGAGGAGACUCUCGAGUCCCUCAGAGAACGAGGUCUACUCCUGGCGUAACGAUGCCGAGGCGGAAAAGUAUGGCAAUCCGGAUGCACCACCAUUGCUUCAAGCUCCAAUGGCCGCCCAUGGCGUCUAUACUACUAGAGACUGGACCAAUGACGACGAUGACAUGCAUCUUGGCUAUGGCGGCUACAGGCACGAAGAAGACCACAGUCCUGCUGAGCUAUCCGCAGAGCGAUCAAAUCGCGGAUCCUUGCAGAGAAUCUCUACUUCAGAAGACACUCAUCCUGCAUACAGGCAGGAUCGCCCACCUACUCCAUUCUCUCCCGAGUCUUUUGAAGCUAUGGCUGCCAGUCCUGUCAGCCCGAUCGAGCAAGAGCCACAACGACGUCGUAGUAGCGGCUUCUGGCCUCCUCGGAACAGCUCUGAAGGCUACCGCAAUCUUGACUCGCCUCAUGCCAAUGCCGCCCGUCAGCCGUCACUCGCAGCAUUAGCUGGAUCGGUAGCCCAGGACUAUCCUCAUCCAUACUACCAGAAUCCAUUCGCAAGCAGCGAAGACUACGAUCAAGAUGCCUACGAUGGGUCCUAUCAGGAUCAUCAAAGGCACUUGAGUCCGACGCCUGAUAUACCUUCGCGCAGCCCCAGACGCCGGAGCUCCCCAAUGGUGUUUUAUCCAAGCUCGGAUGAAUUGGGCAGAUUCAACUUUGGAAUAGAUGGAGGUAGGGAGCGAAGGCCAAGCGAACUUGGAGCAUGA